AUGAGCCAGAAUGCGACCACCAGCACCGCCAAUGCACUCGAUUUGGUGCUGGCCGAUGACUCGUAUCCAUACCAGUGCUUUCAAGACACAAAUACCUUCCACUGGAAAGGCAUUGCCUCGAGGCUCGCUGAGUCCAGACGUAGCAUUGUCGUGGAAUCGGGUGACUGGGACUCGUCACGACUCGCAAGUCAUAUCUACGAGAUCCUGUUGCGCGACAUUCUGGGCUAUGAUGUGACGAAUCGUCUGUAUUGGGGAGGAGCCGCGACGGGUGCACGACUGAGGAGCGGCGACAGCGACGUCUCCAUUGAGCUUUGGCAAGCCGACGCCUCGUAUUAUAGGGAGUAUAUAACGGUGGAACAGUCAGUGAUAUACGCCGGUCAAGUUGGCUACGUCGGAAAGAACGGGUGGUACAUUCCCAGUUGGGUUGUGGCUGCCAAUCCGAACAUCUUUCUCGAUUUUUGGAGAUCCUUGGACGACCCAAGGGCUUUGGCAGUAUACCCACGAAGCGAUAUUCCUCGACAGUGUGUCGGAAACCCAAACUGUGUCGAUCCGUCAUACAGCGUCUAUUUCAACGAACGGCUGAUAGACGGCCUUAUGCUGAAUAUCACAAUCCGAUAUCUGGGUCAAAACUAUGCAGCAAUUAUUCAGGAUGCUUUGGAUCGUCAUCAAGCAAUCAUGUUUUUCUCAUGGACGCCGGCCAUCAUGACAGCGCAAAACAACUUGACGCGGCUCCAAUUUCCAGUCAAGGAUUUGACGUGCUUGGAUCGCUUCCUUUCUGAUCGACAGGAGAGCGAUAUCACAUGCGACUAUCCCAUAGACUUUCUGUUCAAAGCAUCAAGCGUGGCGUUCCAGCGCGAUUUUCCAUACGCCUUCCAGUUGCUCGAGCUCAUGAAAAUCAGCAACGGUGAGAUUGACGCCAUGUUGAGAGAUCUGGCAGAGACAAGCAUGACGUCAAUCGACUAUGGAAACGUUGCCUGCCAAUGGAUCAACGACAACGAAGACAUAUGGGCCUCGUGGAUUCCUCCUCCACCGGUGUUGGAUGUGGAGUCUUGUCCAGUCGGACAGGGAAAGUACAACGUUGGAAGUGUCACCAUGUGUUUGGUUUGCAGCGAUGGGACAUACAACUGGAACCCAAUCAACCCAUCCGGAUGCCAGAGCUGCCCGGAACUAGCGACAUGCUUGGGAGGAUCAAACGUGACACCACAAGAAAACUUUUGGAUCGAUCCGAGCAGCUACACAGCCACAAUCUAUCCAUGUCCAAUCAGCGGUGUUUGUUGGUCAGAACCCUGGUCAAACAACAUGACAAGCCAGUGCUCAAAUGGGCUCGGAGGGCUGUUGUGCACCCAAUGUGUCGAUCAAAGCCUGUACGAAUGGGGUGGACAAUGUGUUGCAUGUCCGAACCACAUGCCUGGAAGCAUCCUGUUCUUUGUGUGGAUGGCCUCUCUGGCAUUCGUGGUCUUUGUCCACAUGAUCCCCAAAUCGUCCGGUGCCACGCUGGAUAUACUGGUGAGAACACGAUCUGAAGGCCGGGACCGCUUGUAGAAGGAC
This is a messenger RNA of Polychytrium aggregatum, 1548 nucleotides long. RefSeq lists its product as uncharacterized. The transcript has 16 exons. Gene Ontology annotation, molecular function: transmembrane transporter activity. The coding region runs from base 1 to 1542 and encodes 513 amino acids. Lineage: Eukaryota; Fungi; Chytridiomycota; Chytridiomycetes; Polychytriales. Gene Ontology annotation, cellular component: ATP-binding cassette (ABC) transporter complex. Gene Ontology annotation, biological process: transmembrane transport. The record is from RefSeq and is a predicted model, not a curated record.